Durusdinium trenchii is the source of this 1629-nucleotide messenger RNA. NCBI's taxonomy places the organism in Eukaryota, Dinophyceae, Suessiales, Symbiodiniaceae. The record is from the annotation of a GenBank genome assembly.
AUGGUGGAUAUUUUGCCAGGUGAGGAGCCCGUGAGAGCGAGCCUGAAACCGCUAUCUCCUCACAGGAUCAGAAGAACCGCUGCUGUCGGGGCUUCCUGCGGCCGGCUGCCAUGGGCGACCACACGGCUAGCAAGUGUUUUGCCAACUCUGGCAUCUGAGGUACCGCUACCCAAUCGUCUUCUCCAAGGCUGGACAAGUGAUUUGCAGCGCGACCAGCAGCAGUGCGAGCAACCAGUGGAUGGGGCCUUGAACGGCCUUGAUAUCGAACUCGGCUUUGUCGCUUUCACUCAAGUUCCCCUUCCUGACUGCAGUCAUGUGUCAGGUGAGUUCCGUCCGCGAGAUUCGAUUUGUCCGCAAGAUUUUGAUCAAGACUUUGUUCUCCUCACAGCCGUGCGUUACCCCGCUAUGCCGCCGCCACCAGGAGCCAAGAAGAUGCCUAGCUUCCAGUUGGUCCAAGCCUUUGAGGUUUACUGGGCUACCCGAAAGGUGUGGCUGAAGGCUCCCCAUAGGAGAGUUCUUCUCAUUGGCGGCCAAUUCACUGGCAAUUUCUGUGCGCGUGAGCUGAAGAAGCAGUUCUACGUUACGGUUGUGGACUGCAAGGAGUACUUUGAAUACACUCCCGGGGUGCUGCGAGCCUUUGUCCGGCCAGCACAUUUGGACUCCCUGACUUUUACUUUGCAGCCAGUCUACGAACGCAAGAUGGGCGUGAAGUUCAUUUGGGGAGAGGUGAAGGAGCUGAACGGCGCAAGGAAGACUGCAAGUGUCAAGACGAUGUUCUCGAACAACAUCGAUGAGAUUGGCUUUGACUAUUGCAUCAUUUGCUCUGGCUGCAACUUCGGGCCUUUCAAGCCAAUGGGCGAGUCCUUGUGGUUUCCAACCGUUCAUGAGGAGGCCCGAGGCCAUUCAGAUUGGAAGCACAUCGACGAGCGAUACUUGGAGGGAAGGCGUCGCCAUGUCCUGGAAGAGUACCAUAAACUCACAGAUCUCAACAAGAAACAGGCCACUGUUUUGAUUGUGGGCGCUGGUUUCAUUGGUGUCGAGUGGGCCACUGAGCUGGAGCAUUUCUUCCCUCAGCUGAAGAUCACGAUCAUCGACUUCCUUCCUCGAUGCCUGGGACCUUUGCCUGAUGGUGCUGCUGACUACUGUUCAGAUUACAUGGCAGCCUGCGGCAUCAAGGAGUUCUACAAUUGCAAGUAUGACCCGAAGAAUCCAGAGUUCUGGAAGCAAAUCGAACUUCCCAAUGGUGCUGAUGAAAUCUACGUGUGCAUCGGCGUGAAGGCAUCCAACUAUUUCAUGCCAGCAGAGACGCUCUCUGAUAAAGGCCCUGGCGGAGGCGGCUGGAUUCAUUUCAACAAGCACCUGCAGGUAACCCAGAAGCCAAGUUUGGGAGGAGGUGUUUGGGCUGAUGGCACUAUUUUCGCAGUCGGUGACUGCAACUAUGGCUGCAUUGGUGAGCCUGGCAAGUGGGAGAUGCCCCCCCGUGCCCAAGAUCUCAUACCCUGGAGAAGAGCAGGCCUACCAUGCUUGCCUCAACGUCAUGAAACUCGAGAAGGGCCAGAAGUCAAAGUUGGUCACCACCUGGUGGCCAUGGGGAGCUGGCAUGUUUGCUACCAGCUUGGGGCCUCAUGA